Messenger RNA from Schistocerca cancellata (South American locust), 1461 nucleotides. RefSeq names its product facilitated trehalose transporter Tret1-2 homolog. NCBI's taxonomy places the organism in Eukaryota, Metazoa, Arthropoda, Insecta, Orthoptera, Acrididae. Gene Ontology annotation, biological process: transmembrane transport. The record is from RefSeq and is a predicted model, not a curated record. The coding region runs from base 1 to 1461 and encodes 486 amino acids. Gene Ontology annotation, cellular component: membrane. Gene Ontology annotation, molecular function: transmembrane transporter activity. The transcript has 3 exons.
AUGGCUUGGUCGCCGACGACUGUUCCCAUCCUGCAGGAGGAGGACUCGCCGGUGCCGCUGACGCCGGACCAGGGGUCGUGGAUUGUGUCCAUCAACUCGCUCACUAGCUUGGUGGCUGUCCUUACCACUGCCUAUGUGGCUGAUGUCUUCGGGCGGAAGACGCUGAUACUGGCGGGUGCCGUGCCAGCACUCAUUUGGUGGCUGAUGGUCGCCUUUGCCAACUCCUAUGAAAUGUUGAUCACCGCCAGGGCCAUUGGGAGUUUAACUGGCGGUUUCAUCGGUGGCUCUACCACCAUGUUUGUGUGUGAGAUAGCUGAUAUCAAGAUAAGGGGGACGCUCAUGGCGUUUCACAAUAUCUGCAUGCACUGUGGAAGUCUGCUCAUGUACUGUAUCGUGCCCUAUCUGCCCAUAUCCACUGUUGCCUUCAGCUGCAUAUCUGUUCCCAUUAUAUUUUUGCUCACGUUCAUAUGGAUGCCGAAGACUCCGUAUUUUUAUCUCCUACGGGGCAGAGAAUCGGAAGCUGUGAAGUCUCUUGUCAGGUACAAAGGCGAGCUGACACCAGAGGAACUCCAGUUCGAGCUAGAAACGAUGUACAAAGCUAUCCGCCAGAAGCAAGAAACCAAAGGGAAGUGGAAAGACGUAUUUCUCGUGCCAGUUUACCGGAGAACGUUGCUUUUAAUGCUUGGAUACGGACUGAUCCAUACAUCAAUGGGAUCUAUAGCGUUUGCUAACUACACGACCUACAUAUUUCAGAAGAGUGGAAGUGAAAUAGAUGCAAAUGUGUCAUCGAUCAUAGUGACUGCUGUUUCUUUAGUUGCAAGUCUAGCGUCGUCAUUUGUCAUCGAGAGGGUCGGCCGGCGACCUCUAGCUGUAGGCACAGCACUAGUAAUGGGCGUCUGCCUUGCCAUAAUGGGUGGAUACUUUUAUGCUGACGCCGUCCAGGGCGACGUGAAUUCCGUCUUCGACUGGGUACCACUCACUUGCUUCAUCUGUUACAAUCUAUGCAGCAGUGGUGCGUCAGCGCCAAUUGGAUCCCUGCUCACAGGAGAGGUGUUCCACGUGUCCGUUAAGGCCAUUUGCCUGACGUUAUACAGCACAACAAUAGCUCUCUAUGGCUUUGUCCUGAAGAAGCUGUUCCAAGUGGUGUCGGACGGCCUGGGCGCUUACUACUCUUUCUGGGCGUUCUCUUUCAUGUGCUUUGUCUGUGCAGUGUACAUGUACAAGCUGCUGCCCGAAACAAGAGGAAAGACCUUUGCAGAGAUCAACGACGACAUGGAAAACAUCACUGUCGGACAUGCUGACUGUGACAAUAAAGAUUCAACGAAGACAGAUUCAACGUCCAUUACGUCAGCUGUGCCCAAAAAGAUAGCAAAUCAGGCUCCAGAGAGGGGUGGUGCCGAGACGUUCGCGGCAGUGGAGCUGCCACGUAGUGGGCCGCAGAGCGAUGGGACGGGCUUGUGA